UGGAAACCAAGGACCCCGAGUAUGAAGGAAGAAUGGAGAGCCCAAGGACCCCAAAUAUGGAGGAAGAAUGGAGAGGCCCAAGGACCCCGAGUAUGGAGGAAGAAUGGAGAGGCCCGAGGACCCCGAGUAUGGAGGAAGAAUGGAUGGAGAGGACCCCGAGUAUGGAGGAAGAAUGGAGAGGCCCGAGGGCCCCGAGUAUGGAGGAAGAAUGGAGAGGCCCGAGGACCCCGAGUAUGGAGGAAGAAUGGAGAGGGCCCGAGGGCCCCGAGUAUGGAGGAAGAAUGGAGAGGCCCGAGGGCCCCGAGUAUGGAGGAAGAAUGGAGAGGCCCCGAGGGCCCCGAGUAUGGAGGAAGAAUG
Molecule: messenger RNA, 357 nt
Organism: Staurois parvus
Lineage: Eukaryota; Metazoa; Chordata; Amphibia; Anura; Ranidae
Source: the annotation of a GenBank genome assembly